Messenger RNA from Columba livia (rock pigeon), 909 nucleotides. RefSeq names its product DnaJ heat shock protein family (Hsp40) member C15 (gene DNAJC15). Gene Ontology annotation, biological process: protein import into mitochondrial matrix. Gene Ontology annotation, cellular component: PAM complex, Tim23 associated import motor. Gene Ontology annotation, molecular function: ATPase activator activity. Lineage: Eukaryota; Metazoa; Chordata; Aves; Columbiformes; Columbidae. The transcript has 6 exons. The record is from RefSeq and is a predicted model, not a curated record. Bases 55 to 585 code for a protein of 176 amino acids.
AGGGGCCAUGACGCGCGGAGGAGGAGGUGGCGGGGCGGGCACGGCGGAUUGACGAUGGGAGGAGCUCCUGAGUCCGCGCUUCCCACUGGUUUGUCCCUCCGUCCGCCCUGUAGCGCUUCUACCUCCUCCCCCUCCGCCAUGGAAGGAGCCGCGGCCUCCUCUGAGGGCCUGCGCUACGCCGAGUACGCCAGGGUCCCUACGGGCGCCGGCAAGGGCCAAGCCGAGCUGGACCGAGGGCUGGCCAGAACUAUGAUCGCAGUUGGACUUGGUGUUGCAACUGUUGCAUUUGCAGGUCGUUAUGCUUUUCACCUUUGGAAACCAUUGGAGCAGGCAAUUUCAGAGACAGCAAAGAGGAUUUCAACUUCUAGCCUUUCAUCAUACUAUAAAGGAGGAUUUGAACAGAAAAUGAGUAGGCGAGAAGCUAGUCUUAUUUUAGGUGUAAGCCCAUCUGCUGACAAGGCCAGAAUCAGAACAGCCCAUAGAAGAAUCAUGAUUUUGAAUCAUCCUGAUAAAGGUGGAUCACCUUACUUAGCAACAAAAAUAAAUGAAGCAAAAGACUUGUUGGAAUCCAGUGCCAAAAACUGAAAUCUGAAGCCUUGGGUCGCAGGAUAUUCAUCAACAUUGUGCAACAGCUUUCAUAUCUACUUGCUCUGCACAGUUUCUUAACCCUGCACUGAUUGCUCCUAUUUAUUGCCAUAAUUAAAAAAAAAAAAAUAUAUAUAUAUAUUUAAAAGCAAACUGAAAUCUUUUACAGUCAUGUAAAGUUAUGUACAGUUAUGCUCCUGGACGGAGCAGGGGGUUGAACUUGAUGAUCUUUAUGAGUCCCUUCCAACUCGAGAUAUUCUACAUUUCUAUGUCUCAAUUUUAGUGAAUUUUUACUGAAUUACAAUCCAUUACAAGCUCUGAAAA